This is a messenger RNA of Stegostoma tigrinum, 1322 nucleotides long. It is a transcript of the gene akr1a1b, whose product is annotated as aldo-keto reductase family 1, member A1b (aldehyde reductase). Gene Ontology annotation, biological process: aldehyde catabolic process. The transcript has 9 exons. The record is from RefSeq and is a predicted model, not a curated record. Gene Ontology annotation, molecular function: aldose reductase (NADPH) activity. Lineage: Eukaryota; Metazoa; Chordata; Chondrichthyes; Orectolobiformes; Stegostomatidae. Bases 224 to 1216 code for a protein of 330 amino acids. Gene Ontology annotation, cellular component: cytosol.
CCAAAGCCGGCGGGGAGGCCGAAGUCUGUGCCACUUGCUUCUUUAUGCUUUUGAGUGCUGAUCAGUUUUUUUUUAAAAACAUUUCCGACCUUCUAGAAGAUAUGAAAAAGUGAUACGUAUACAAUUUUUAAAAAAAUAUUCUCAGGCUAUCGGGGUACGGUUGGUGGCACGUGACCCAUUUUCCGGAAGCAGUGUGUUUGUCCUGUGACCGGAGAGUUUGUGAAUGGAGAUUAAAAUGGCUAUUUCUGAUUAUGUUCUGCUCCAUACUGGACAGAAGAUGCCUCUCAUUGGGUUGGGGACGUGGAAAAGUUCGCCUGGCGAGGUAAAAGAAGCUGUCUGGAAUGCAGUAAAGACAGGUUAUCAUCACAUAGACUGUGCUGCAGUCUACAACAAUGAAGCUGAAAUUGGAGAGUUCUUUAAGGAGCAUGUCGGUGCUGAUAAGAUAGUAAGGCGUGAAGAACUUUUUGUGACCUCCAAGCUGUGGAACACUAAACAUCAUCCUGAAGAUGUGGAAACUUCCUGCUGCAAAACCCUGGAAGACCUGAAGCUCACUUACCUGGAUUUGUACCUGAUUCACUGGCCUCAUGCUUUUGAACGAGGUGACAACCCUUUUCCAAAGAAUCCUGAUGGCACGAUAAGAUAUGAUUUUAUUGAUUAUAAGGAAACUUGGAAAGCAAUGGAGAGCCUAGUGAAAAAGGGCUUGGUUAAAGCUAUUGGACUCUCGAACUUCAACAGUCGACAGAUAGAUGAUAUAAUUUCCAUAGCUAACAUCAAACCUACAGUGCUACAGAUUGAAUGCCAUCCGUAUCUCGCCCAGAAUGAGCUGAUUGGACAUUGCCAGAAGCAUGGGUUGGUGGUAACUGCAUACAGUCCUCUUGGAUCCUCUGAUCGGCUGUGGAAAGCACCAGAUGAACCGUUGUUACUAGAAGAUACCAACGUUAAAGCUAUAGCUGAAAAACAUGGGAAAUCUCCUGCUCAAAUUCUGCUCAGGUGGCAGGUACAACGUGGAGUGGUAGCCAUUCCGAAGAGUGUCAAUCCAGCACGAAUUGCACAAAAUCUACAGGUGUUUGAUUUCACCUUGACUGAAGAUGAUAUGAAAAGAAUUGGAUCUCUCAACAAAAACUGGCGUUACAUUGUUCCGAAAAUUAAAGUUGACAAUGAAUUUGUACCCAGAGAUGCACAACAUCCCCACUACCCGUUCAAUGAUCCGUAUUAAUGUCGGCAGGGUGUGCUGCUUCUGCCUUGUUGAGUUUGUGCCAUUAUGCGAAAAUCUUAAGCUACUUACUAAUAAGAUACAAUAAAUGAUUAAGGGAUCUUCAGAA